UAGCGGUCGUUGCCCGAGAUUUUCCUCCACCGCUUCACUUCACUCGCUCUCACCACCAUUCACAGGAGACUGUCCCAGCCUACCAGCAGUGUAACGUGGUUAGCACCAUGGCAGAGCAGGAACCUACACCAGAGCAGCUGGCAGCGCUGGCAGCAGCCAACGAAGAGACCGACAGCGCAGUCAACUACAAACCUCCCGCCCAGAAGAGCUUACAGGAGAUCCAGGAGCUGGACAAAGAUGAUGAGAGCCUGCGCAAGUACAAGGAGGCACUCCUGGGUAGCACUGCUGUGGUUGCAGAUCCCACCGCCCCCAAUGUCCAGGUGACACGAAUGACUCUGGUAUGCGAGGCGGCACCACAGCCUCUGGUCCUUGAUUUACAAGGAGACCUGGAAGGCUUCAGGAAGAACCCAUUUGUGCUGAAGGAGGGAGUUGAAUACAGAAUAAAGAUCAACUUUAAGGUCAACAAGGAGAUUGUGUCCGGCCUGAAGUACAUUCAACAAUCAUUCAGGAAAGGAGUUAAAGUUGACAAGUCAGAUUACAUGGUCGGCAGCUAUGGGCCCAGACCAAAUGAGGAAUACGAAUUCCUCACCACCCUGGAGGAGUCACCCAGAGGGAUGCUCGCCCGCGGCACCUACAACAUCAAGUCCAAGUUCACUGAUGACGACAAACACGAUCAUCUCUCCUGGGAGUGGAGCCUCACUAUCAAGAAAGAAUGGAAAGACUGAUUCCCCCUCGCCAUCUUCCCAUCAAUGUCUUCCUCUGCUUUGCCCCUCUUUCUUUCUCUUGCUGUCAUUCCACUUUUUCUGUCUGGAUUCAUCUCUGGAUUAUGUGUCGAUUUAAACUUUGCUCUCUCCGUCCAUUGACGUCCCCUCCUCCUGCUCUUAGUUUCAUUUCCCUUUUCUAAAUUCCAGUCACUUGAUCAUUCCUCCCAUAGUAAUGUUUCAUUUGUUUGCACCCAACCUUUUCUGCUAAGUAUUAAAUCUUUAAAAAUGGAGAAAGCAAACAAUGUGCACAAUCCAGAUUUUGCAGUUAUGGUUUGUUUAUAAAAGGAAAAAAAGAAAAAAGGAAAAAAAAUAUUAUUUGUUAACUGCUGUUGGAAAAUGAACUAUGUGAAUCCCUUUGUCGCUUGUUGCUUUCUUUUCUUCUCCCUUUUCUUUUUCUCUGUUUUUCAGAUUGUUUUGUACGAUUACCAUGAUCUGCCUUGGAAAGCAUAGUACAGGAAGCAGUAGUGCUAUAAUGUAUGUGGCCACUGUACGGUCAUUGAGCAAUCAUUGCUGGACACAACUCUCGGACACAGUCCUCCUAAAGCCUUUGAGCAGAUUAUUUGUACCAGAGACUUGGUAAAUUAUUUGGAAUUUAGGCCAUGCCUUUUUCAAAUGGUUUAGCACCCUGCAAAAUCUGCUGAGAGAACGGGAGAAACAAAAUUACCUCUAACCCCUUGUGACCCCUUGCUUUAGGUGUGGCUGUUCCUCUGAUCAGGGUAUUUUGGCAGUUAUUUUAGCAGCCAUGUGGCCUUAAGAACCCAUAGGAAAACAUUAAAAACCUAGUUGAGCCAUUUGCCUUCAGAUGAUAUUUGCCAGACCAUCAUGUGAGCCUGUUUUUAACAAUACUUGUAAUAUAUGGGCAGGGAAUCAGGACUAAGGACUUUUUAACGCCUUUACUUCAGGUUUGAAGAUUUGUAAAAGCCAUUACAUAUAGAUGUCAAUCAUGUAAGCUCUAUUUACAAACUUUCAUCAUUUACAAACCGUCUUCAUUUCAGUACUUGUCGUUUUCAGUAAUCAGUCAAAUUAACUUUUUUAGGUCAUUUACAACAACUCUAAAUCAGAGCCCGGGUCGUAUUAAUGGAUUUGUAUUGCCCAGUCUCCUCUCUAGUACCCGAGGCCAUAUUGCCAGUUUGUAUGAGGUGUUACCUUAGUUCCUUCCUGAAUCGAUCACAGGGACUGUUAAACCGCUCACCUUGUAUUUCUCUAGUUCAGCAUUACCAAUGUCCGCUGUGCCUCCAGUCUCUUACGACCACAUGCUGCUCCUGCUGACCUGGCAGCACUCUGUGCUCAACAUCAGUGAGGUGAAACGUUGUCUGUAAUUGACUUCUGAACCUAUAUAGAGACAUCAGUCCUCAGACACCAAUGUUAACACUCCGUGCUUUAUAAAAGUGUUUCCAUUUUUAUACGCACCAUAAGUAAGUGAAUGGUGUCCAAGCUUCAUUCAGCUCUCAUGUAUCAUGGACUGAUGUUUUUCUCUGUGGGUUGGAUUUGACUCUGUGUGCUACUUGUAUUACCUACAGUUUACUGAUAUCCUGUGUUCACAUUAAAGUGUUCAGACUGGG
Seriola dumerili (greater amberjack) is the source of this 2326-nucleotide messenger RNA. RefSeq names its product Rho GDP dissociation inhibitor alpha (gene arhgdia). Gene Ontology annotation, biological process: Rho protein signal transduction. The transcript has 6 exons. Gene Ontology annotation, cellular component: cytosol; membrane; cytoplasm. Gene Ontology annotation, molecular function: protein binding; Rho GDP-dissociation inhibitor activity. Lineage: Eukaryota; Metazoa; Chordata; Actinopteri; Carangiformes; Carangidae. Bases 108 to 725 code for a protein of 205 amino acids. The record is from RefSeq and is a predicted model, not a curated record.